UUCCACUUCUUGUUAGUGGUCAUACUGGUACGAUCCAUACAGCGAUAUCACAUGAACACCAAUAAAUGGUCAGACAUUGGUUACAGCUUCCUGGUAGGGAAUGAUGGGAAUGUUUACGAAGGUCGAGGUUGGAGUCGUGUCGGUGCUCAUACGUCUGGCUAUAACAACGAUUUGGCAGCAUCUUUCAUCGGCACAUUUACUGAUCAACUACCAAUUAGUGCUGCGUUAAACGCAGCAAAGAACCUAAUUCAAUGUGGUGUGGAUAAAGGCUACAUAAAAUCUAGCUACACUCUUCAUGGACAUCGUGAUGUAUCUUCAACAACAUGCCCUGGGAACAUGCUGUAUGCAGAGAUAAGGAAAUGGCCACACUAUCAAAGCAAUCCGUAGAUAAUGCAAAUGAUCUUUUUGUUUUGUAUGCAACAAAUGAUGUCAUGCGUGGUAAAAAGAUACUUCUUUGAAUAUAUCAUUACACUUAAAAUAUUUAUCGAUGAAAAGACAUAACAAUGUCAAUGAAUACAAAUGUAUAUGUUUGUGGAUUGAAAUCAGUUUAAAUAAAUUCAGGGUAAAUACGAACAGUU
This is a messenger RNA of Saccostrea cuccullata (small rock oyster), 578 nucleotides long. Its product is annotated as peptidoglycan recognition protein 1-like. Gene Ontology annotation, biological process: peptidoglycan catabolic process. The transcript has 2 exons. Gene Ontology annotation, molecular function: N-acetylmuramoyl-L-alanine amidase activity; zinc ion binding. The record is from RefSeq and is a predicted model, not a curated record. Lineage: Eukaryota; Metazoa; Mollusca; Bivalvia; Ostreida; Ostreidae. The coding region runs from base 52 to 387 and encodes 111 amino acids.